Messenger RNA from Ictidomys tridecemlineatus (thirteen-lined ground squirrel), 2727 nucleotides. It is a transcript of the gene Fga, whose product is annotated as fibrinogen alpha chain. Lineage: Eukaryota; Metazoa; Chordata; Mammalia; Rodentia; Sciuridae. Gene Ontology annotation, molecular function: extracellular matrix structural constituent; protein-macromolecule adaptor activity; signaling receptor binding. Gene Ontology annotation, biological process: platelet aggregation; blood coagulation, common pathway; protein polymerization. The record is from RefSeq and is a predicted model, not a curated record. Gene Ontology annotation, cellular component: fibrinogen complex.
UGGCAGCUAGGAGUGGAGGCAAUCCUCCUUUCUUUCAACUGGAGUGCUUCUCAUGAGCCAACCCCUGGCUCAGAGAAGAUGUUUUCCAUGAGGAUCGUCUGCCUGGUCCUGAGCGUGGUCAGCACAGUAUGGACUGCAGAUACAGAAAAAGAUGAAUUCUUAAAAAAAGGAGGAGGGGUGCGUGGCCCAAGAGUUGUGGAAGGACAGCAGUCUGACUGCAAAGUGGGGGACUGGCCCGUCUGUGCUGAUGAAGAGUGGAACCAAAAAUGCCCUUCUGGCUGCAGGAUGAAAGGGUUGAUUGAUGAAGUCAAUCAAGAUUUUACGAACAGAAUAAAUAAGCUCAAAAAUUCGCUCUUUGAUUAUCAAAAAAACAAUAAAGAUUCUAAUACGUUGACCAGGAAUAUAAUGGAGCUUUUGAGAGGGGACUUUGCCAACGCCAAUAACCAUGAUAAUACAUAUAAUCAAGUGUCAGAAGAUUUGAGAAGCAGAAUUGAGAUCCUGAAGCGCAAAGUAAUAGAGAAAGUACAGCAAAUACAGCUUCUGCAGAACAAUGUCAGGGCCCAGCUGAUAGAUAUGAAACGCCUGGAGGUGGACAUCGAUAUUAAGAUCCGAUCUUGCCAAGGGUCAUGUAGUAGGUCUGUAUCACGUGAGAUAGAUCUGAAGGACUAUGAAAACCAGCAGAGGCAACUUGAACAGAUCAUAUCCCAAAACUUACUUCCCUCUGCAGACAGGCAAUACUUACCCCUGAUAAAAAUGACUCCAGUCCCAGACUUGGUUCCUGGACAUUACAAGAGCCAGCUUCAAAAGGCCCCUCCAGAGUGGAAGGCGUUAACAGAAAUGCAACAGAUGAGGAUGGUGUUAGAGCGACACGGAAGAGAGGGGAGUGCCCGAGGAGACUCUCCAUCUUAUGGAACAGGGUCAGUGACAGAAAGGCCCAGGAACCCUGGAUCUUCUGGUACGGGACCAUGGAAUCCUGGAAGUUCUAGGCCUGGAAGUGGUGGAAAUUGGAACCCUGGGACUGCUGGAUCCGAUGGUACUGGACACUGGAAUCCUGGUAGCUCUGGACACAGUCAUAGUGGAAAUUGGAAUCCUGGAGGCUCUGGACAUGGAAGUUUUAGGCCAGAGAGUGGGGGCUAUGGGAACACCAGGCCUGCCAACCCAGACUGGGGGGAAUUUGAAGAGAUGACAGGAAAUAUAAAUCCAGGGACAAAGAAAGAAUAUAGCACAGGUAAACUGGUCACUUCUAAAGGAGAGAAAGAGCUCCUGAUUGGGAACGAGAAGGUCACCUCUGCUAGUACAACCACCUCACGUCGUUCGUGCUCAAAAACCAUCACUAAGACUGUGAUAGGUGCCGAUGGUCGCAGAGAAGUAACCAAAGAAGUGGUAAAUUCUGAAGAUCCUGCUGACUGUGGUGAUGCCACUGACCUAGACUCAAUGCACAGAGGCAGCCUGGCUGACUUUUCCAGACUGCACCCUGAGGAAGCUUCUUUCUUCGAAACUUCCUCAAUUGGGAAAACAUUCCCAGGUUUACUCCCACCUUCCUUCAAAGAGUUUGGCAGUAAGAUCCAAACUAUGGGCUCAGAAUCCGACACAGGGGAAACUGGCUCUCUUCAUGAUUUCCCCUCCAGUGGAAAAACUUCAAGUCACAGAAAACUUGUAACCAGUAGCACAACUUACAGUAGAGGAGGCUCCACAGUGGAAACCAAGAACUAUAAAAUGGCAGAUGAGGCUGGAAGUGAAGCCGGCCAUGAAGAAUUCCGAGAAGCCCAUACUAUCAAGAGAGGCCAUGCCAAGUCUCGUCCUUCCAGAGACUGUGAUGAUGUCCUCCAAACACAUCCUUCAGGUGCCCAAAGUGGCAUUUUCAAUAUCAAGCUACCAGGAUCCAGUAAGAUUUUUUCUGUUUAUUGCGAUCAAGAGACCAGUUUGGGAGGAUGGCUUUUGAUCCAGCAAAGAAUGGAUGGAUCACUGAAUUUUAACCGGACCUGGCAAGACUACAAGAGAGGUUUCGGCAGCCUGAAUGACAAGGGGGAAGGAGAAUUCUGGCUAGGCAAUGACUACCUCCACUUACUCACACAGAGGGGCUCUAUCCUUAGGGUAGAAUUGGAGGACUGGGAUGGGAAAGGGGCUUAUGCGGAGUACCACUUGCGGGUGGGCUCUGAGGAGGAAGGAUAUGCUCUGCAGGUUUCCUCCUAUACGGGCACUGCUGGGGAUGCUCUGAUUGAGGGUUCUGUGGAAGAAGGGACCGAAUACACUUCUCACAAUGCCAUGCAAUUCAGUACCUUCGACAGGGAUGCAGACCAGUGGGAAGAGAACUGUGCAGAAGUCUACGGAGGGGGCUGGUGGUACAACAACUGCCAGGCAGCCAACCUCAAUGGCAUCUUCUACCCUGGGGGCUCCUAUGACCCAAGGAACAACAGCCCUUAUGAGAUUGAGAAUGGAGUGGUCUGGGUCCCCUUUAGAGGAGCAGAUUAUUCCCUGAGGGUUGUCCGCAUGAAAAUCAGGCCCCUGGUGAGCCAGUAGGCCAAAGCAGUGGGAAUGGGGACAGAAAGGCUUGGUUUGUUUAGCAAAGUGGAGAGAAAAUAAGGAAGAUAAAGGAGUCAAGAUUCUUUACCACCUAUUAAAAAUGCCCAGGUGCUAUUUCAUUGUUCUUUGUACUGUAGCCAAAUGUAACUGAGACAUAUUAGUGCUUUGAAAAAUAAAAUAAUCAAACUUUUUUUUACCUUUUAA